CUUUCUUUUCUUUCAUUUACAGUACGGCCUACGCCAGUUGGACCUCUCAUUACUCUCCCAGCUGUGGGCUCUUAACGACUCGAUACAAGAAUUUCGUACAAUGCUGGAGUCACAGGAACUCGAGCCAGACUCCUAUUCACCACACUCACCGACGCCUUCCUCCUACGAUUCGGUCUCAAGCGAUGCUGAAGACGACACCACCACAAACAACAAAAAGAGCAAAUCAAUUGAUAUCAACAAACCAAAAAUUAUUACAACACAACCAAAAUUAACUCAACGUUCGAAUUCAUCAGCGGAACGAACAAAUAGUGGUAGUGGUAGUGGCGCACCACCACAACGACCAUCACCGCCCAAACCGCUCGAUAUGCGACCAGUGCCGCGUAUGCGUAGCGCACCACCACCACCGCCCGUUAGUCGCAAAUCGGCAGCACCGCCACGCCCCACAUGAUGCUACCUAACGGACUUCCUCGCCAGCGUCAAGAUGGUCAUGUGCAAAGCAAUUGUAAGCAACAACAACAACAACUGCAGUGAUGCGAUAACAGGACUGAAGCAUUGAGAGAAAUUGCGCGCGAGCGACAGAGAGCGAGAGAGGGAGGAAGUUAAGCAGAUGGAGAAACUGAAGGGGAAAUGUUUGCAGUUGCUGGUAUGGGCGAGGAAUUUCGUCUGAAUUUAAUGAAAAUAUAGAAUUAGAAUAGUGGGCGAAAGCGGGAGUAAUGAUCAUCUGAAAAGAAAGAACAAAGAAAAACAAAAAAAACAAAAAUACUGCAAAGAAAGUCUAAAACAUCUCUGCUUUGUCAAAUAAUUAAAUUUAAGUUUGAAAUUA
Anastrepha ludens (Mexican fruit fly) is the source of this 823-nucleotide messenger RNA. Its product is annotated as probable inactive serine/threonine-protein kinase slob2. NCBI's taxonomy places the organism in Eukaryota, Metazoa, Arthropoda, Insecta, Diptera, Tephritidae. The transcript has a single exon. Bases 101 to 448 code for a protein of 115 amino acids. The record is from RefSeq and is a predicted model, not a curated record.